This is a messenger RNA of Aspergillus viridinutans, 1758 nucleotides long. RefSeq names its product DNA repair protein Rad7, protein (gene rad7). Gene Ontology annotation, cellular component: SCF ubiquitin ligase complex. NCBI's taxonomy places the organism in Eukaryota, Fungi, Ascomycota, Eurotiomycetes, Eurotiales, Aspergillaceae. The record is from RefSeq and is a predicted model, not a curated record. Gene Ontology annotation, biological process: SCF-dependent proteasomal ubiquitin-dependent protein catabolic process. The transcript is spliced from 5 exons. The coding region runs from base 1 to 1758 and encodes 585 amino acids.
AUGUACGUUUCGAUCAUUCUGAGCCAUUCUGCGCUCACUGAUUUCUUAGCUUCCAACAACAUUUCCGCCGCUCAGAUUCAUCAAGACUACCAAAGACGGGUGAGACAAGCCGAGCGAGGGGCGGCUGCGAAUGAACCGGCAGAUGAAAUUGAGGAGGAAGAUGAAUAUGAAGACAAUGACGGCGAAACGGCCGAGCAGAGAAAGAAACGCAAGCGAAAGGAGGCAGCGACACUCGCAAAGAUCAAGCAGAGCAAGGAGUUCGCUCGCCGCAAAGCCCGCCGCACUGGGGAACCCGAUGAUGACGACGAUGUCAUUGCUAGAGAGAUGAUGUACGAAAAAUCCCGACCGAUGCCAGGCCAACUUGAGAAUUGCGAGCUGUGCAGUAAGCGUUUCACGGUCACUUCAUACAGCAAAACCGGCCCCAAUGGUGGUCUCCUCUGCGCCAAAUGUUCCAAAGAAGUAGCGGAUGAUGAAAGAAAGUCAAAAGCUAAGAAGCGAGGGUCGAGAAGCGGUCGGCGGCAGAAUCAAAGCAACUUGCUCGACGGAAUCGUGCAGCAAGGUGCUCUCAGUUUGGUCGAGAUGUGUGCAAAGAAAGUUGCUGAUAACCACAACGACAUCGAAGAAUUUGGGGACUUACCGUCACGGUUGCUUCAGCGCCUUAGCCAGAUAUUUUCCAAAAGGCGGAUUCUUACAUCAAGGACUUUGAACUUGUUCCUACGGCCUGAAUUGAAUUUCAUUGACAUUUACGAUGCGGCUAAACUCGAAACGGACGACUUUCACAAAAUAUUCGCCUUUAUGCCGGCCCUGAGUCGUGUCAAUCUCCGAUUUGCGGGCCAAAUCAAAGACAGAGUUGUUGAAUACAUGAUUGACCGAGAUCUUCAAGUCAGGCAACUGCACUUAGAUGCCGCUAACCUUGUCUCUGAUGCUUAUUGGCGGCGGCUCUUCCAGAAAUUAGGAUCACAGCUCGAAAGUUUGAAACUGUCGAAUCUCGACUUUUCCUUUGAUGACGAAACUGUGGAGACACUGUGUAAAAACUGCACAGCCCUCAAAAGACUGAAGCUCAAGCAGUGCUGGAAAAUUGGUAGCAAUUCUGUACGGGCAAUUUCAACUUUACCGACCCUUGAGCACUUGUCUCUUGAUACUGUCCAAGAGUUGGAGAUUGAACCCAUUUUACAGAUGAUGGGUACGCUUGGCCCGAAUCUGCGCACACUAUCCCUGGAGGGCUUCCGCAACGCUGAUGAUCGGCUUUUGGAUCUUAUUCAUGACAAAUGUCGGCUGCUCUCAAAACUUCGGUUUUCAGACAAUGCUCUCUGUAGCAACAGAGGCUUUGUCAACCUGUUCACAAAUUGGGCCAAUCCUCCCUUAAGAUUCGUGGAUUUGUCUUCCACGCGAGACGUGGAUAAUGCUAACCCUGAUGGUCCUGCCGAGGCAAUUGGACUCGCAUCUCAAGGGUUCACUGCGCUCAUGAACCACUCAGGCUCGGCCCUUCAGAAACUGAACAUCUCAUCGUGCCGUCACAUAUCGCGUGCUGCUUUCGAGGAUGUGUUUUCAGAAGGAAAGACAUACCCGUUCCUGCAGGAGCUGGACGUAUCUUUUCAUACGGUUAUGGAUGAUUUCCUCAUCGGUAAAAUAUUCCAAUCUUGUCCAGCGAUCAAGAAAGUUGUGGCCUUUGCAUGCUUCAAUGUGCGAGAUGUCCGGGUUCCAGUUGGCGUGGCAUUGGUUGGAGGCUUAAAGGCCCAGCAUUCCAUUGUCGUUUAG